UCUGCAUUAUAUUCUACCAGUUAGUUUUGACAUCUUGUUGAAAGUGGAGCGUGUUACACAAAAGUUGGUGAUCUUCUGCCGAAAAACUGAAAACUUCACGAUUAAUCAUUAAAUUCGAGCACAGUAAUACAUGCAAAUAAUUGUUCCCUUGCUAAAAACAUGUUUGGAAAUUUUUGGCAUUCCAUCAUCAUAGUGAUCAGUUUUGAGUUGCACGACUGCAUCUUUUGCAUCUCGUGGAUUAAAAUGAGGAUGUAUGAUUUGUUCACAAUUUCAAAAUGAGGGUAUAGGGUGUAUGAUUUGUUCACAAUUUCAAAAUGAGGGUAUACAUAAUGAGCUCACAUUUUUCAGAUAAACUUUUGGUUCAGAAUAAAGUCAAACGUGACAAGAACUGCAUCAGUUGCUAACGAACUGGGCCCCAUCAGCCAUGCAUGAAGCUUGCUUGACUGGUGGGUCCAGUUGGGUCGCUAAUCCAAAUGUGGUGGGCCUAUUUGGGCUGAAUUGUUUUACUGGGCCGGCCUUGCGAUGUGUACCCGUUGGUGAUAAGACGUCUCAUCUUGUGACGCGCCAACCGCGUCGCUCGCGAGCAGCGCAGCAGCCAGCCAUGGCGGUGGCGGUGGCGGCGUCGCUCUCGACCCCGGCGCCAUCGCCGGCGGCCGGGGGGAGGGGCCGGAGGAGGGUGAACGUGGCGGUGGCGUCCCUGCGGCGGGCGGCGGCGGGAGGUGGCUCGAGCUGGCGGAGCGAGCGGCGGCUCAUGUCGGAGCUGGAGCGCACGGUGACGCCCGGCGCGGCGGAGCGCGUCAUCCGCAGCUACGUCGCCUCCAAGUCGGAGCGCGCCGCCCUCGCCGCGCUCUCCCGCCUGCUCAUGGACUCCGACCCCUUCGCCAUCCCGUUCUACGAGGUGGUCACCCAGGCGCGGUGGUUCAAGUGGAGCUCCAUCCACGCCGCCGCCGUCGCCGCGCUGCUCGAGAGCAAUGGCAGCGCGGAGGAAUCAAGAUCCCUCAUCUCCGACUCCAUCUCGCGCCUCCACUCCACCUCCUCCUCCUCCGAGGAGGUGUCCCUCUUCUACUGCGACCUCAUGGCGGCCUUCUCCUCCCGCGGGAUGCGAGACCGGGCGAUGGAUUUCUACUCCCAGCUGCGAGCCUCGCCGCCGCUGUCCGGGAAGAAGACCUACACGGCGAUGAUAAAAUCUCUGUGCCUGAUGGGCCUCGCCGGCGAGGCGGAGGCGGCGCUGAGGGAGAUGGCGUCUCGGGGGCACCAGCCGGAGGCGUUCCAGUUCGGAUUGGUGGCGAAGUGCUACGGCAAGGCGGGAUCCAUGGCCGAGAUGGAGAGGGUGAUCUCGUCCAUGUCCGACGCCGGCAUCCGCCUCGGCACCGGCGCGGCGAACAUCGUGCUCUCGUGCUACACCUCCUGCCGUGACCAUUCCAGGAUGCUGGCAUGGCUGAGGAGGAUGAGGAAGCUGCGGAUUGCGCCGACGACGAAGGCCUUCAACUUUGUGCUCAACUCAUGCCCAACAGUAGCUUCGAUGGCUCAAGAAUUGGGGGAAUCACUGCCAUUGUCAACGGCUGAGUUGGUCAAGAAGCUCAGGUCUGCAUCUCAAUGGCCAGCAGAAGCUGAGCUGGUGCAGGAGCUCCUGACAUCCUCUUCGGUGCUCGACAAGGCGAUGGAUUGGUCGGAGUCGGAGGUGAAGCUGAACCUCCAUGGAUUCAGCACAAUUGCAGCCUAUGUUUUGAUUUUGCAGUGGGUGGAUGCGAUGAAGGCGCGCCGCGCAUUGCCAUUGGAGGUGUCAGUGGUGUGUGGCAUUGGCAAGCACAGCGAUGUCAGAGGUGAGCCCAAGGUGAGGGAGCUGGCUCAGGAGGUUCUGAGCAGGAUGGGGAGCCCCCUGAGGCUGUCCAUGAGGAACAAAGGCCGGCUUGUCGCCAAGCGCGACAGGGUGAAGCAAUGGCUGGCCACUGACUGGAGCUCUCCGGUGGAUGAGGAGAGCACAGAUCAAUCACCUAAUGGGGACAACCAGCAACCAUUUUUACUUACACUCAUGAGAAAACUAGGACAGGUUCUGUCACCAUUUCUGCAGUUCUCAAAGGGUAAAGCAUAAGAGAAGCACCUCUCUUAUGUAGGUUUUUCAGAUAGUUUGGUCUUUGGAUAGUUCAGCAUCUUUGCCAUGCUGUAGAUUGAUACAAGCAUUGUCUUGGUCUAGUGAAUCCUAAGUUCUAGUUCUGAUGCCGAAAUGCUAUGCGUCGGCCAGCUGCUUGAAGGUUAUGGGACUGACAAACCGUGCUGCCCCGUCAUAGAAGGCAAGGCCUACAAUCUUGGAGGUGGCCUGGGUAGGGUGGAGGAGAUCCCAGAAGAGAUAUCUGCUACGGUCAGCGCAGCAGCUGGAGCUGGGGGUACAGGCUUCCUCGGCGUUGAACUUGCCACCACCACCACAGCAUGCACUCUUCACCUCUACAAACCCUGAAAUCAAUCAGCAAGUCUGUGAGAUCUCAGAUAUAGCUGAAAAGUAGACGGUUACAAUUCAAUUCAUGCUAAGUAGAACUGUGACAAUGUUUGAGGUGUGAGUUCCAGGUCAUAUUACUCUUUGCUUAAACUGAGGUAACUUACCAGCAGCUUGUGGAUUUUCAAUUAGGCUGGAGAUAAGUUCAUAGGAGCUGGCAAUGGAGUACUUCAUUCCCUGCAUUUCGGAGCUGAGGUCACGGAACAGGUCCCGGAUUUCGCCGUUCAGUCUCUUGGCCAACUGGUUUAGCGGUUCGAAGCACUCUCCGGUCGGGUUCUGACUUCUCAAAUAUGGGCAGCACCCGAGUAAUGGCACAUUGAUCACUGCAAACUUCCUUGCUCCUAAAUUGUAUAAUGUCUACAAGAAUACUUCAACAGUUACUAACUUAAUAAAACAUAAUUUGUUUGCCAGCAUGCCAAGCAUUUCGAGUUUGAGUUGCAUUUGGUGGACAAUUGAAAUGAGGGAGUAUGUUCUGUUCAAAAUUUCAGAUAUAUUGAUUCAGACUAAAGUAAAAUGUAACAUGAGUUGCAUCAAUUUCUUUCUUUUACAUAGAAGGAAGCUUUUAUUAAGUUGCAUCAAUUGCUACUGGCCUAUUAGCAUCUUGAAGCUUGAAGGAACUGGAUCAUAGUUCGGAUCUCUUACUUUCACAUGACUAUCAUAUGUGGAGAUAAAAGCUUCACAGAAUUCCUGAAUUGCUGUAGAGUCUGGCGAUUUGUUCUGCGAGAAGAAUUCAAAGGCGUCAUUCCCACCAGCACUGAUGAGGAAGAUGGAUUUUGACAGCAAUGUUGACGCUUUUUCGGCGCUCAAUAUGGUCGAAAUCUGGUCUCUGAGAUCUGAGAAGUACUCUAUCUGCUUUGUCAUGCUGAUUGUAGUCCCCUGGUGCAAUGAUAAUUUGUUAAGUCAGUUGUCAGUUGUGUGCAGUAAACUGUACUAGUAGUUGCACUUUGGAAAAGUAAGUAACCAAAUUUUGAACCAGGGAGCAGAAUUUAUAGCUUUAGUUGAAGGUUGGAAGAAAAUUUUCAACUUUAGGAUCAAAAUGGUUUUGGAGAAUUUUAUGCGUACUGUGGAAUCAAGAACACCGGAGCCUCCGGAAGCAAAGCUGGCUCCUUUCAUGGCGGAUGCAGCUGCCAUCAUCAUGUUGCUCAUCACCUCACCACUGCUGUUAGCAUCCAUGGCGAUGAGAGAGAGUGAUGAAGCUACUUAGACUACUACUCACCUAUGAAGUCGACGCCGAUGAGGCCAUUGCUGAACCUCCCCGUCGGCUCGCCGCCGGGGAAGUCGACACCGUUGUGAGGGAAGUCGGCCCUGGCACUGAUUCCGGCCAGGUAAUUGUUGUUCCCGGCGUCGACCGUCGAGUCGCCGAACACGAAGAUCGCCGGAACCUUCGCCGCGCCGCCACCGGCAGCGCCCCUCGCCGUCACAGCAGCCACGGCCAUGGCCACGAGAAGCAACCGGAGCUCGGUAGCUCGUAGCACAGCCAUGGCUAUGAGAAGCAAGUGACCUUGUGACAAUACAAGCAGAUCAGCUAGUUAUAUAUACAGAGAAGAGAGAGAGCUAGCUCAGUGCUUAAUUAGUACAGGAUUUGGGUUGGAAUGUGAUUACAUUCACCCUUACAGUUACUUGUUACUACAAUUAACUGUACUCAGUAACUACCACAAGGCUCAAGAGAGAACAAAAAGGAGGAAGCCAGCUUGUCUGGAAAGUUCUUGAUUCUUGAUGCCCAGGACAAAAGCACUAGGGGAUAAGAAAAAUUGGAGCAAGAUCCAAUUGAUUGUGCAUUUUACAAGCUAUGUUUUGAUAAAGAUGUAGCAGUGCUUAUAUUU
Oryza sativa Japonica Group (Japanese rice) is the source of this 4314-nucleotide messenger RNA. The record is from RefSeq and is a predicted model, not a curated record. NCBI's taxonomy places the organism in Eukaryota, Viridiplantae, Streptophyta, Magnoliopsida, Poales, Poaceae.